Molecule: messenger RNA, 2306 nt
Organism: Brachypodium distachyon (stiff brome)
Lineage: Eukaryota; Viridiplantae; Streptophyta; Magnoliopsida; Poales; Poaceae
Exons: 7
Coding region: 265-1719 (484 amino acids)
Source: RefSeq, a predicted model, not a curated record
UCCUUCUUCCCACUUAUCUCCAAUUUUGUAUGCGUCCUCCGCUGCAACUUGCAGCCAGCCAACCCUCGAAACCCCAUUCCAAUUCCCUAUACUAAAAUACUAUUUCCAACUAUAGAAUUUGCUUAGGCAUUCUUGCCUUUACCCAUCUCAGUCCUCGCUCGUCCCGCUCCUUCGUCAACCCUCGCCGCCGCCCCCCCGCAUCCGCCGCCGCCGCCUCCCCCGCCGUCGCUGUCCAGUUGCCACCUCCAAAUCCUGCACGAUUUGAUGAGUUCCCAAGCUUCGAAGGCUGGAUUGGAGCUCACAAUACAGACACCGGCAUUUGGUUACAAUCAGAAACAACUGGAGAGUAGUAACCAACCUGUAAUUGCUCACAAUAUAAGAACCAACUUAUCUCAUUCACUUGGUUUUUCUAUGUCACAGACUUUCAAUCAAACUGGUAGCAGAGAACAAAAAGAUCAACCAAUCUCAAUGAUUGGACAUGGUCAUUCUUCUCAACAAGGGGUGUAUGCUUUGGAGCCUUCUUUCUAUUGUGGUGCAGAUAAACAUACAAUUAUAAUGGGGCAUGACCAUAUCGCUCAUAUAAAGAAGCUCAUGGCGGAUGAUUCCCUUGGGGACAGGAAAAGUUGCCAGGAACCUGGUUGCAAUGAGGUUGUCGAUGGAAGGGUAGUGUACUGUAAUAUUCACAGUGCAGGGCGUUCAUACCAACAGAAUAGUUACCUCCAGAGUGCACAUAAGAGCUCAGAUUUAUAUAUGCCCCCUGUUAAAGGCAGCCAUUGCACCAAACCUGGUUCCAGUACAGUGACAUGCACUGAACAAGAUGUACAUGUCAAGUAUGAUGUGGAUGAUCAAUGCAAACUGAAGGAUAGUUCUCGGAACACUCAGGGUGACACUGGUCAAGUUAUCUUCCAUGGGGCAGACAUAUGCAAGUACGAGAACUGCAGAAAGCAGGCCCAGGUGAACACAGUGUACUGUAAAAUACAUAGUGGUGGUACAAAGGGUUGCAUGGCACGGGGGUGUAUAAAAGCUGCACAUGGAGGAACACCUCUAUGCAUUGGCCAUGGAGGAGGGAAGCGGUGCAUUGUUACUGGAUGCCCGAAUGCAGCAUGUGGCCAAGGCCGUAGUGAUCACUGCGUGAGGCAUGGUGGUGGCAAGCGAUGUAAAUUUGAAGGCUGUGGGAAAGGUGCACAAGGGAACACAGACUUCUGCAUCAGGCAUGGUGGGGGAAGGCGUUGCAAAUCUCAAGGAUGUACGAAGAGUGCACAAGGACGGACAGAUUUCUGCAUUAAGCACGGUGGCGGUAGCCGGUGCAAGUUCGUAGGAUGCAAUACAAGCGCAAAAUGGGGGACAGAUUUCUGCUCUGUGCAUCGGAAGAGUCUGUCGAGCGAGGAUAAUGCUGCCCCUGAAGCUUUGCCACUCCCUUCUGGAAAGCGCCGUCGGGCCAAGAAACCCAAAAAGGCAGUGAAGCCAUCUGUGGUCUCCCAGGGAACUGUCACUGCUGGUGUAUCUGUAGCUGGAAGCAGCACACAAGCAAUGGGUAUUCCUGUGGCAACCAUGGUUUCAAACCGUGAAUUAUCACACAGGAUUGUGAUGGCAGCAGGGCAAGCUGCAAUGGCUCCCUCUAAGGUGUUACCACUGUCCAUCAAACCUCCGACAGCAGCUGGAGCGGUGGUUUCAGCGGAGAGGGAGGCGGCAACAAGCAGCAUGAUGCCAGGUCUCUAGAAAGGCGAUGUUGGUGCAUUUGGAGGCAUUGCAUGGCUGCCAAUCUCUAAUUUAUUGUCUCCAACUGAGGAACAUCAAGUCUUCAGGAGAUUUGUCCAUAGUAACAAGUCAUGGCUGUCAGCGGCUGAUAUUGCUCUCCAUUUGGUUUGGUUUCUUUUUUCUGUGCAACUUGUCCAUCUCAUGAUGUUCUAUAAACGCUGUGUGGUUAUUAGAGUAACAAGUCAUGGAAACUGUUUUCAGACUAUGUGGAUUGUGGAGUUGGGAACGGACAACUAGCAAAGGGGGUCUUUGCAUCCUGCAAUCUGGUGCUGUUGGAAAGACUUGCCGUCUUGAUGAUGGGCAGAAUGGGAGAUAAUUUGGUUAUUGGAGUACUAGAAUUAUAUUAUGUUUACGCAGCCACCCAUUUGUUGAAUGUAGCCGUUGCCUGCUGCUCGCUUUGCAUAAUUUCUGUCCAUUUCUUUUCUCAGUCUUGCGGGAAAAACCCCCUAAGAAAGUGCAAUAGCAACGCACGGGCUGUCCGGAUUUAACCCUUCCAAACAGUUUUAAGUGUAAUACGACUUUAGGAUUUUAUGUUUGUGCCUUUUGAA